CAAUAAAGUACUUACUUCAUAUACAUGGUGCUUCUUUAAAAUUCAUUCUUUUACAAUGCGCAAUUAUAGGCACCUCAUCCUGGAUAUAAAUUGAUAUCCUUUAUGCGUGUAAACAUACAUACAUAUACGUAUGCAUAUCAACAAGAAAUUUAUUGACAGCGUCUGUUAUCCUGGCAACAAACUCACUCUUAGCUAACCUUUUUUCCCUUUAACCAUUAUCCUGUAAACUGUGAAUAUUUGUAAUCCGUAAUUAAAAAUGUAUAGACGCAGUCAAAAUGCGUCGCGACAUAUCGUCGAUCUAGCAGAUGCUUUUGUUGCAAUGUCUGCAGAGGAGAAUCUUAUGCAAGGAAUAUCUGGAGGAUCAGGUGAUGAUGCCACCUUCGAUGAAGUCAUUGGAUACAUAGAGGAUUUGCUAAUGGAGGAAGAAUUUCAGAUGACACAAAAAAAUUUUUUGGAGAAAUAUUGGUAUCUCUUUGAACCAGUUGAAGAAAAUAAAUUAAUUUAUAAGGAUAUUUUCGAUGAGUAUAACCAGAUUAUCGAAUCCUUCAUAGAAAGCAAUUUAAAAAAGGCCAUUCCACAUUUUUCCAUGGAUUCCUUGCUACAUCAGUUGAAUGAAAAGCGCUCGGAACUGGAUGGGGAAGUUUUUGAAAUUCUAGCUACAUUUACAGAUUUUUUAGCAUUUAAGGAAAUGUUUCUUGAUUACAGAGCAUUAAAAGAAGGAAGAGUGCAAGAUCUCAGUAGUGGGAUUUCCAUUACAUCUGUAAAGUCCAUUAAUUUAAAUGAUGAAAAUCAGGUAGAAUGAUACUAAAGAUGGCACACAAAUGUAGCAUACAAACAGUAAUCCGUCCAAAUAUAUUACAUUUUAUCAUUAUCCUAAAUUGAAAUAAGAUUCUACUCAUAUGACAAA
Cephus cinctus (wheat stem sawfly) is the source of this 907-nucleotide messenger RNA. Its product is annotated as ADP-ribosylation factor-like protein 2-binding protein. Lineage: Eukaryota; Metazoa; Arthropoda; Insecta; Hymenoptera; Cephidae. The transcript has 6 exons. Gene Ontology annotation, biological process: positive regulation of tyrosine phosphorylation of STAT protein; maintenance of protein location in nucleus. Bases 257 to 802 code for a protein of 181 amino acids. Gene Ontology annotation, cellular component: mitochondrial intermembrane space. The record is from RefSeq and is a predicted model, not a curated record.